GUAAUAAAAUCUACCUCACAGAAAACAUUUUAAACUCAUUAUAGAAGAACAUCUGAUACUUUCCUUGAAAUAAAACCAUAUCCACAUAUAUUUAAGAAAGCUCAACUUCCAUAUAAUCCAAAGUCUGAACCUCAAAACUAGAUUGGAGUUUAUAUAAAUUACCACAACACACACAAAAAAAAAAAAGGAUGAAUGCGAUGUUUUGGCAAGAUAAAAAAAAAGAAUUUGACCCCAAAAAAAUGAAUGAAAGAAUGUAAAGUAACGUACGUACAAUCCAACACACGGGAAGGACGCGGAACAGAAACUAAUGUGUUACCGUCAAGUGCAUGUGGGACCCAGAUUAAGUGCGUGAAUCUCACUCUCCCUAUUACAACUCUCGCUUGCCCGCUUCGUUAUAUUCCCACCACCCAUCCAUCCACUAGCAAGCGAGAGUCAGAGAGAAUCAUAACUCGAGUUCUUUGAGGUUACUUGUUAUUGUGAUUUUUUUCCUUGAUCUUCGUUUAGGAAGAGAGUAAAAUAUGAUCGGGAGUAGAAAGAGGACGACGCCGGCGAGCAGGACUCGAGUGGGGAACUAUGAGAUGGGACGAACUCUAGGCGAAGGUAGCUUCGCUAAGGUCAAAUACGCUAGGAACACCGUCACUGGAGAUAUAGCCGCUAUUAAAAUCCUCGACCGAGAUAAGGUUCUACGUCACAAAAUGGUUGAACAGCUUAAAAGAGAAAUUUCGACAAUGAAACUGAUUAAACAUCCAAAUGUGGUCGAAAUCAUUGAGGUUAUGGCGAGCAAAACGAAGAUCUAUAUCGUUCUUGAGCUUGUCAAUGGAGGUGAACUCUUUGAUAAAAUCGCUCAACAAGGGAGACUUAAGGAGGAUGAAGCUCGGAGAUAUGUUCAGCAGCUCAUCAAUGCCGUUGAUUACUGCCACAGUCGAGGGGUCUACCACAGAGAUCUCAAGCCUGAAAAUCUUCUUCUUGAUGCAAAUGGGGUUUUAAAAGUUUCUGAUUUUGGGUUAAGCGCUUUCUCACUACAAGUUCGGGAAGAUGGUUUGCUUCACACAGCUUGUGGAACCCCCAACUAUGUUGCUCCUGAGGUUUUGUCGGAUAAAGGCUAUGACGGAGCAGCAGCAGAUGUAUGGUCAUGUGGUGUUAUUUUGUUUGUGCUCAUGGCUGGUUACUUGCCCUUUGAUGAGCCAAAUCUCAUGACAUUAUAUAAACGUAUAUGCAAGGCUGAAUUCAACUGUCCACCAUGGUUCUCGCCAGGUGCCAAGAAUGUCAUUAAGCGUAUUCUUGAUCCCAGCCCUAUAACCAGAAUAAGUAUCGCAGAGUUGCUAGAAGAUGAAUGGUUCAAGCAAGGGUACAAGACGCCAUCAUUUGAGCAAGAUGAUGAAGACAUAACCAUUGAUGAUGUUGAUGCUGCUUUCAGUAACUCCAAGGAAUGUCUUGUAACAGAGAAGAAGGAGAAACCUGAAUCGAUGAAUGCUUUUGAACUUAUCUCUAGCUCAAACGAGUUCAGUCUUGAAAACUUGUUCGAGAAGCAAGCCCAACUUGUGAAGAAAGAGACGCGGUUUACUUCAAACCGACCUGCAAGCGAAAUAAUGUCGAAGAUGGAAGAAACCGCAAAGCCAUUAGGCUUCAAUGUCCGUAAAGACAAGUACAAGAUAAAAAUGAAAGGAGACAAAAGUGGUCGUAAAGGUCAGCUCUCAGUUGCUACAGAGGUGUUUGAAGUGGCACCAUCUUUGCAUGUGGUAGAGCUUAGGAAAACCGGCGGUGAUACCCUCGAGUUUCACAAGUUCUACAAAACCUUCUCAUCUGGAUUAAAGGAUGUAGUCUGGAAUACUGAUGGCGCAGCUCAAGAACAUAAAGUUUAAUAAGUUUAUUAGCAAGUUGUUCCAUUCAAAAGCAAUAUAAACUAAAUGAAGAAAGAAAGAAAGAGCAUUGAACAAGUUGAAACUUUUAAGUGAACCUUCAAAGAUAGUAGAUAACUAAAAAAUUGUCAAACCUAGUGAGCUAUGAAGGUAUUAUAUCCACAUGCGAUAUUCCUCAAAACGCGGUGUGGCUUACUUUGAGUCAACUCAGUUUGUCAAAAACCAAUAAAAUUAAGGGAUUGUUUCAUCAAAA
Brassica rapa (field mustard) is the source of this 2112-nucleotide messenger RNA. RefSeq names its product CBL-interacting serine/threonine-protein kinase 9. The record is from RefSeq and is a predicted model, not a curated record. NCBI's taxonomy places the organism in Eukaryota, Viridiplantae, Streptophyta, Magnoliopsida, Brassicales, Brassicaceae. Gene Ontology annotation, molecular function: ATP binding; protein serine/threonine kinase activity. Gene Ontology annotation, biological process: protein phosphorylation; signal transduction.